AUGUCCCCAGACCAGGGCCAGGGGUGCCUGGUGGCAGGCGAGAGGCAGCGGGCACAGCCUGAAACAUGGGAAACUCCACCCGAGCUCAGGAAAAUGAUCUGCUGUGAGGAUGAUCCAAUGCUGGAGCAGUUACACCUGCCGCCCAUGAAGGAGAAGCCAGGGCCCCCGCUGCAGCCUGGCGGCUCCCCCGCGCUCAACAAGAUCUACCCGCGCGGCAGCCACUGGGCCGUGGGACAUUUAAUGGGGAAGAAGAGUGCUGGAGAUUUCCCCUCUGUUGAUGAAGAAGAAAACAAAAUCCCCCUUUCAGCAUCACCUGAAAAUACCAAGCAACUGGAAGACUAUCUGCAGUGGGAAGAAAUGUCCAAAUAUUUGCUAAGGCUGCUGGAAGGAAAUGAAAAUAAGAGCGCUCAUGUCUUAAAAGGAGGGCUUCCCUGGUACACCAGGAGCGCCUGGGAGACAGAUGGCAGUAGCAGCUGGAAGAACAUGAUGGAGUAUCUGCUGCAAGUUGUGAACAUGAAGGAAAGCUCACCGAGCUGAAGGUCCCUCAGCCUUG
Tinamus guttatus (white-throated tinamou) is the source of this 553-nucleotide messenger RNA. It is a transcript of the gene GRP, whose product is annotated as gastrin releasing peptide. Gene Ontology annotation, biological process: neuropeptide signaling pathway. The record is from RefSeq and is a predicted model, not a curated record. Gene Ontology annotation, molecular function: neuropeptide hormone activity. Lineage: Eukaryota; Metazoa; Chordata; Aves; Tinamiformes; Tinamidae.